Molecule: messenger RNA, 555 nt
Organism: Talpa occidentalis (Iberian mole)
Lineage: Eukaryota; Metazoa; Chordata; Mammalia; Eulipotyphla; Talpidae
Product: olfactory receptor-like protein OLF4
Exons: 2
Coding region: 1-555 (184 amino acids)
Biological process (GO): G protein-coupled receptor signaling pathway
Cellular component (GO): membrane
Molecular function (GO): olfactory receptor activity; G protein-coupled receptor activity
Source: RefSeq, a predicted model, not a curated record
AUGUACCUGAUCACUGUGUUUGGAAACCUGCUCAUCAUCCUGACUGUCAGCUCUGUCUCCCGCCUCCAGACGCCCAUGUACUUCUUCCUCUCCAACCUGUCCUUUGCUGACAUUUGUCUCACCUCCACCACCAUCCCCAAGAUGCUGGUGAACCUCCAGACACAGAGCAAAGCCAUAACCUAUGAAGGUUGCAUCACCCAGGUGUAUUUUUUCAUACUGUUUGGAGGGCUGGAUGUCUUCCUCCUGACCGUCAUGUCCUAUGACCGCUUUGUGGCCAUCUGCCACCCCCUGCACUACAUGGUCAUCAUGAAUCCCCGGCUGUGUGGACUAUUGGUUCUGGUGAUCUGGAUUGUCAUUGUCUCUUUAUUUUAUUGUACAAGCCUUGGGAUGUACCUUAGCUCUGCUGCCCUCCAAAGCUCAUGCUCAAAUGCUAUAGCUUCUGUGAUGUACACUGUGGUCACACCCAUGCUGAACCCCUUCAUCUACAGCCUGAGGAACAAAGACAUAAAGGAGGCUCUGAGAACAUUCAUUUUAAAGAAAACUGGAAAAAGAUAA